This is a messenger RNA of Aspergillus thermomutatus, 11226 nucleotides long. RefSeq lists its product as uncharacterized. The transcript has 8 exons. Gene Ontology annotation, molecular function: monooxygenase activity; iron ion binding; fatty acid synthase activity. NCBI's taxonomy places the organism in Eukaryota, Fungi, Ascomycota, Eurotiomycetes, Eurotiales, Aspergillaceae. Gene Ontology annotation, biological process: fatty acid biosynthetic process; secondary metabolite biosynthetic process. Bases 1 to 11226 code for a protein of 3741 amino acids. The record is from RefSeq and is a predicted model, not a curated record.
AUGGCUUACAUUCCACCCACCUCUGAGCCCAUUGCCAUUAUCGGCAGCGCGUGUCGCUUCCCAGGGAAUUCGACGUCCCCAGCCAAACUUUGGGAGCUCCUGAGCAAUCCUCGCGACCUUUCUCGAGAGAUCCCCCAAGAUCGAUUCAACGUCCAGGGGUUCUACCAUCCUGACGGAGAACACAAUGGGACGACCAAUGCCCCCAAGGCCUACUUCCUCGAGCAGGACCACCGACAGUUCGACGCGACAUUCUUUAAUAUCACCCCAAAGGAGGCAGAGGCCAUUGAUCCGCAGGGCAAGAUCCUGCUCGAGACCGUCUACGAAGGCAUGGAUUCCGCCGGCAUCAGCCUGCAGGAGAGCAUGGGGAAACGGAUUGCCGUCUUUGUGGGCACAAUGACGGCGGACUAUGACCUGCUCACCGGCAAGGAUGAGCUGAUGUUUAGCCAGUACUGCGCGACGGGAACGUCCCGGGCGAUCAUCUCCAACCGUGUUUCCUACUUCUUCCACUGGAACGGGCCGUCCAUGACCAUCGACACCGCCUGCUCCUCCAGCCUAGUGGCGCUGCAUCAGGCCGUGUUGAGCUUGCGGAGCGGCGAGAGCAGUAUGGCCUGCGUGGCGGGGACGAACCUCAUCCUGGGACCGGAGAUGUUCAUCUGCGAGUCCAAUCUGCACAUGCUGUCGCCGAACGGGAGGUCCCGCAUGUGGGAUGAGGGAGCCGACGGAUAUGCGCGCGGCGAAGGUGUGGCGGUCCUCUUCGUCAAGACACUGUCACAGGCCCUGGCGGACGGGGAUCACAUCGAGUGUAUCGUUCGAGAGACGGGGGUGAAUUCCGAUGGCCGGACCAAGGGGAUCACGAUGCCUAGUGCAACCGCCCAGGCAGCCCUGAUCCGAGACACGUAUGCCAGGUCGGGUCUCGAUGCCCGCAAUUCGCAGCAUCAAUGCCAGUAUUUCGAGGCGCACGGCACGGGCACCCAGGCCGGGGACCCGGUGGAGGCCGAGGCUAUCUACACAGCGUUCUUCGGGGAGGCGAGUGAGGACAGUCAGGAGGAACAUUGCAUGCUUGUCGGGUCUGUGAAGACCGUCAUCGGACACACCGAGGGUGCCGCAGGGGUUGCAGGAGUCAUCAAGGCGAUGCUGGCCAUGAAGCACCACCUGAUCCCUCCCAACCAGCACAUGGCCCGCCUCAACCCCAGGAUUGCUCCUUUCGCAGCACGCCUCAAGGUGCCCACUGUCCCCUGGCCCUGGCCUCGUGUGUCCACCGGGCAUCCAUUGCGCGCCAGCGUCAACUCGUUCGGCUUUGGAGGCACCAACGGGCAUGCCAUCCUGGAGCACUACGAUCCUGCGAUUCACGGGCGAGGACUAGUGCAGCCAACUGUCCUAACGCCCACUAUUCAACACUCUCCCAUCCCCUUGCUUCUCUCCGCGAACUCGGAGAAGGCGCUGUCACGGCUGGUGAGGAGGUUCGCCGAUUAUCUAUCCACCGAGACAGACGUUAACCUCGCGGCUCUAGCCUGGACAAUGGCUGCGCGUCGAUCUGUGCUCCCUCACCGGGCAUCCUUCUCCGUGGCAUCCGGCGUCGAGACCCUGAUCCAGGAUAUGCAAUCACAACUCGACGCGGCCGAAAACUCCCAGGCCGGAAUGGGGGUCCGCGCCAAACCGACGGACCAGCCCAACCGGAUCCUCGGGGUGUUCACGGGCCAAGGCGCGCAAUGGCCCCAGAUGGACAAGCAAUUGCUUCAGGCCUCUCCCGUAUUCCAGCAGUCGAUCCGAGGCCUGAACGGCGCGCUUACCACAUGCCGUAACCCUCCAGCCUGGUCGAUCGAAUCGGAGCUACUUGCCCCCACGUCGUCCUCCCGGCUAGGCGAAGCAGCCCUCUCCCAGCCUCUAUGCACUGCUGUGCAGAUUGCCCUGGUCGACCUUCUCCGCGCGGCGGGCAUCACGUUCGCCGCCGUCGUGGGCCACUCGUCCAGUGAAAUCGCCGCGGCGUAUGCGGCAGGCCUGCUGUCCGCGCAAGAGGCCAUCCUCAUCGCGUACUACAGGGGAUACCACGCCAAAGGGGCGAGCGGUGUACAUGGCGAGAAGGGCGGCAUGAUGGCGGUGGGCAUGGGAGUGGAGGAGGCGAUGGAUCUCUGCGACCAGGCAGCCUUUCAGGGUCGCCUGUACAUCGCAGCGAGCAAUGCCCCGGCCAGCGUGACGUUGAGCGGCGACUGGGACGCCGUGCAGGAAGCCAAGGCGCUCCUGGAUGAGCGGGGCAGGUUUGCCCGCGUGCUCAAGGUCGACACAGCAUAUCACUCCCAUCACAUGGACCGGUGUGCCGUCCCGUAUCACGAGUCGCUGUCUGAAUGUGGCAUUCGGGGGUCGGCGGAAAGCCAUGGAGGAUCCUGUGUCUGGGUAUCUAGUGUCUAUGGGCCAGCAGGGAAGCCCACCCCCAACGAGCUGAAGGGGAGAUACUGGCGCAACAAUAUGGUCCAGCCCGUGCUGUUCGCAGAAGCCCUGCGUCGCGUGCUUGUGGACGAGGGACCCUUUGACCUGGCGCUGGAGGUUGGCCCUCAUCCUGCACUCAAGGGACCGGCCCUGCAGACGAUGCAGGAAGCCAUCGGCAAGACACUGCCGUACACCGGGGUGCUCCACCGCGGCCAGGACGACGUGGCCGCUUUCUCUGAUGCGCUGGGCACCGCCUGGACCGUCCUUGGAUCUUCUUCCUCCCCCGUGCGCUGGGAACCGUUCGCCGCAGCACUGGGCGUACACCUCCCCUCGGUCCAGCGGGUGAUCAAGGACCUCCCGUCCUACCCCUGGGACCACGCGCAGCCGUUUUACCGACAGCCUCGCCUGCAAAAGCAGUAUGUGCAGCGACGUGCACCACCCCACGAGCUGCUAGGGGUGCGGACCAGCGACGACACCGACUCCGAGUAUCGCUGGCGAAAUAUCCUGAAGCCCGACUCGCUGCCCUGGCUGCGUGACCACCGCUUCCAGGGCCAAAUCAUUGUGCCCGCAGCGGCCUAUUGCGUGAUGGCGGUGGACGCGGCGCUGGCCAUGGCCGCGCCAGGGUCGUUUGUUAGGCUGGUGGAGGUCCAUGAUCUUCGGAUACAAGCCGGGAUCAGCAUGGGAGAUGACUCGCAGGGGGUGGAAACGCUGUUCUCCUUGGCUCGGACGGUUCAUUCCAAGACGUCUGUGUGGACAGCUUCGUUUACUCUGGACUGGGCCCCCGUGGACAACACGCUCCCCAUGAAAACUGCCGUGACGGGUACUGUAUGGGUGGAGAUGGGAGACUCGUCCGCCGAUGUGCUACCCAAACGGACAGGGGGACAUUUGGAUCUGCACGCGGUAAACACAGACGAGUUCUACUCCUCCAUGCAGGAUAUCGGGCUGGCGUAUACCGGCCCGUUCCGAGCUCUGACCUCCCUCAAGCGCCGUCUUGAUACAGCCCAUGGAGUUCUCCUGAAGCCGCACGAGGAAGAUUUGUCGACGUUGGCCAUUCGUCCAGCCCUGCUCGACGCAUCUUUUCAAACUGCUUUUGCGGCUUUUGCUGCUCCCGGUGAUGGUGCCAUCUGGACGGCGUUUCUCCCGCAGUAUAUUCAGCGACUACGCUUCAAUCCAAUACUGUGCACUACCCAGUCUGACCGGCAAGAGCCGGUGGAUGUUGAUGCCACCAUAACCAAGUUUUCUCCGGCGUCACCAGAGAGCCAAGCAAGCUUCACGGGAAAUAUCUGCGUCUAUAACGGGCAAGGGCAGAUGGAGAUCCAAAUCGAGGGCAUCACCGUCGCUUCUUUUGCAGCAUCGGUGGCCAACGACCGCGAUCUAUACCUCGAGACAGUGUACAAGGUCGAUCCCUGGAGUAGUUUUACCACGGCCGAUGAUCAGGCAAGCAGCAUCAUGGACAAUGAACUCCUCCUGUCAAAGGUUGGCUCGGGUGAUAUUGCUGAUAUCGAAGACAUCCUCUCGCAGAUGAGCGUGUCGCUCAGUGGCCAGAACCGGGAGUUACUCUGUGUCUGUGCCAAGCAGCUGCCGUCUCUCGUCCCUGCGCUCGUCAAGGAGAUGACGCUGGAGUCCAGCGAGCAGCGCUCCCUUCGCCACCAGUUGACCCACGUCGUCGAUCAGGUUAGCCAUCGAUUUCCUCGCCUACGAAUCCUCGAGAUGGACCUGAGUCAAACCGGAACCCUGGGCGCUCACUUUGGGUGUUCCCUGGCGGUUUCGUUCGUCUCGUACACUCACAUAUACACCGAUGGGGGCAUACUCCCGCACUUGGACACUGGAGAACUGCGACGGCAGCCUCACAAGAUUCGAGUAAAGCAGCUUCCGUCGGGUCAAUCGCUGAGCGAUGUGGACUUGGAGGAGGAAUCCUAUGAUUUGGUGGUCGUCGCUGGUCUAUCCGACGACCAGGAAGUCCUCCAUCACCAGCUGAGGGAGAUCCGGCAUGCCAUGGCUUUGGGCGGCUAUCUGCUCAUAGUCCAGACUGCGCGUGUGUCGCUGCAGGAGCGGCUUCUGCACUGUGUGUCUCCCGGUACAGCGAUUGUCUCUCGAGAUGCAGAAUCCUUGGAUAGUGGCCUCCUGCAGACCGUUCAGUUCACCCGUGUCACCUCUGAAUUUCACACUCCACGCCGGACCUCCUCGCUUCAUGUGGUCCAGGCAACCAGUUCAACUCUGGAAGCCUUCCGUUCGCCAUUGGCAUCCAUACUGCCGGUAGAUAUGCCCGGACAAAUCCUCCUGCUCGGUGGAACCAAGCCGGAAACCCACCAAAUCAGAUCCAAACUGGCCGACAUCCUCCCGCUUUACAACUACGAUGUCAUCACGGCACAAUCCUUGGAUGCCGUUCACGAAAGUGUGCUGCAUAAUGCUAGCGCCGCUGUCAUGCUGUCGGAUCUCGACGAACCGCUCAUGGCCAGUAUGACGGGAACCAAACUCGCUAAACUACAACAGCUCUUUGCGCCCAGCCGCUCCAUCCUCUGGCUGACCCGCGGCUUCCGCGAGGAUAAUCCGUACCAUUACGCCACACUCGGGCUGUCUCGCUGCGUGCGGCACGAGACGCCACGGCUUCGGCUGCAGUUUCUGGACGUCGACACCCUGAGCGGCAUUGAGGAUCUGGUCGCUGAGGUGUUUCUGCGCCUGCUGCGGACCGACGACGCCGAGAUGGCAGCAGCGCUCUGGUCCACCGAGUACGAAUUGGUGCUGCAGGACGGGCAGCUCUUGAUCCCACGGGUCCUCCCGAUGGAGGACCUUAAUCGGCGGUAUAACUCCGUCCGCCGGGUGAUAACUCCUGAAUUGGACGUGUCUCGGUCCGUGGUGGAGAUUGUUGGAGCCCGCGACGGUACAGAUGCUGUAUGGCAUGCCAACGACACCGGGGCUCCCGUGGCGCGGCUGCAACCGCUGGAUCCCACUAUUGUUGUGCGGAUGCGGUACUCGAGCGCGUGGGCCCUGCAGAUUGACGAAGGAGUAUUUGCGUUUGUCGGGAUUGGGGACACGCGGGACCUGAGGCAGGUGCUGGUUGUCUCAGCGUCCAAUGCAUCCUGCGUCUGCGUGCAUCGCGAGUGGACAUUUGAUGUGGGACACCUCCUUCGUCAGGGUCCGAGUUUGCUGGCACGGGUACUGGCAGUCCUCAUCGCAAAGGCCAUUCGGAGACAAAGUCCGCACGGCAUGGUCACCUUGUACGAGCCCACUCGGGCGUUGAUGGAUGUGCUGGAGGCUACUGAGGGCAAGUGCCGGUAUCUGACCAGCGAUACGCAGAAAGCUGCAAGUGACGACCGGUUGGUGUUUGUGCAUUCGCUCUUGACAGACGACAUCCUGCAAUCCUUUUUGCUUGUCAGUGGGACUUUUGUGUCCUUUGAAGACAAUGCAGCGUAUCUGAGGCUCAAAGGCCUCCUCCCUGCUUCGGUGGUCCAGCUGGACAAGGAGUCCUUGGUGCGGUUGAGUAGCACAACCGGAACGGACAGCUGUGGUCUGGCAGAGAGCACUGUAGUCAAACAGGCAGUUGCCCUGGCGAUCCAAAGCCUUGAGACUGUUGCGGAUGAUGCGCAAGAAGACAAUCCGAUUUCUCUCAACACCAUACUGGAAAAUAGUCCCCAGUCCAUGUUCACUAUGCUGGACUGGGUGAGCCGGCCAAAGGCCCUUGUACGCGUCCAGGCCAUCAGUGCAUCCUCUGUCCUGUCCGCUCACAAGACAUACGUGAUGGUUGGCUUGACAGGCGAAUUGGGUCAGAGUCUCUGCCGCUUUAUGGUUCGUCAUGGUGCUCGCUACAUUGCUGUUGCUAGCCGCAAUCCCAAUGCGGCGACCUCCUGGCAAGCGGAGCUCCAGUCCAUGGGCGCUACCGUACAGAUCAUGAAGCUGGAUGUUACCGACCUCGGGGCCGUCGACAGAUUCAAAAUCGACCUUGCUGGCCGUCUUCCGCCGGUAGGGGGAGUCGUGAACGGGGCCAUGGUCCUCUCCGACGGGCUUUUUGCCGACAUGACCAUCGAGGACUUUACCAAGGUGAUGAGGCCCAAGGUGACUGGCUCCUACAAUCUGAAUUUGAUCUUCAACGACCCCGACCUGGAGUUUUUCGUCAUGUUCUCCUCCCUUACGGGAGUGCCGGGCAACAAGGGCCAGUCGAACUAUACAGCUGCGAAUAUGUACAUGGCCGGCCUAGCCGCCCAGCGCCGAAAGCGAGGUCUGGCCGCCACGGUGCUCGACAUUGGCAUGCUUUAUGGGAUCGGGUACAUCAAUCGCACCGAUGGUGCUGAGAUCUACCGCAACCUGCGCCGCCAGGGCUACUGGCCCAUCUCUGAAAGGGACCUCCAUGGUAUGUUCGUCGAAGCAAUUGCCGCUGGCCGUCCUGGAUCGGGGACGAGCGUACAGCUAACCACCGGCCUGCAACGAUUCGGCCGGCCGGGCGAGGAGCUUCUCCCGUGGCAUGCGGACGCUCGCUUCUCGCAUUACAUGGUAGUAGACUCCUCUGGAGCGUCGACAGCGGCAGCCUCUGGGGGUGUGCAGAGCGUGCAGGAGUUACUCCGGGGGAGCCAGUCACUGGACGAGAUCGCGCAGACGCUGCGGGAUAGCUUUGCGACCCAGUUGGAGUCAAUGCUGCAUUUGGCGCCGGGGACGGUGAACAUGGACUCGCCCAUCAUUGACCUGGGCGUCGAUAGUCUUGUGGCUGUCGAGGUCCGCUCGUGGUUCCUGAAGAAUGUCGAGAAAGACAUGCCCGUGUUGAAGGUCCUGGGGGGUGGCUCCAUUGCCUCUUUAUCCGACGAGUUGGGUGCCCAGCUGUUCGCUGAACGUGCGCUGUCUAAACCGGUCGAAGCAAAUGCCUUGGACGCACAAUCCGUGCAUGGCAGCUCGACGGAGCCGUCUUCUCGCAGUGACACCGCUCUGCCGGUCAGCUCUUCUAAUACCUCUGAUUCGUUUGAAGGCGAUUGUGGAGACUGGGGGGAUAUACCUUCCUUCGAGCAGAUUGAGCCCAUGUCCUACAGCCAGGCACGUAUGUGGUUUCCUCAUCUGAUGCUGGAGGACAAGACGGCCUACAACUGCACCUCCGCAUAUCGGCUGCGCGGAGCCUUGGAUAUACCUCGGUUUGAGCAGGCGCUUCACCUGGUAAUGCGCAGACACCAGGUGUUCCGGACGUGGUUCUUCGUGGACGAGACGUCCGGCGAGCCCCUCCAGGCCGUCACCCGGUUCCCCACCUUUGCGUUACGAAAGAUCCUGAACGCUGAUGAUGAAAGAGACGUCAAUGAGGAGAGAGAGAAGAUUGGCAUGCACGUCUUUGACCUGGAGCAUGGGGACGGAUUCAUGGCAUCCCUUCUGGUUCAUAGCGAUGGCUAUUACACUGUUAUCUUCGGCUAUCAUCAUAUUCUACUGGACGGGGUCAGCUGGCAGCUCUUCCUACAGGAUUUGGAGAAGCUCUACAUGGCCCCAGGGAAGAUGACACCCAACACAACCCACUUUAUCGACUUUGCCGUCGCCCAGCGCAGUGACCUUGGCUCGCCCAAUAUGCUCAAGCGGCGAGAGUUUUGGAGAUCGACGUUCGCAGACGGGCUGCCACCCUCCCUCCCUCUAUUCCCCUUUGCCAAAGUCACUGCCCGUAGGCCCCUCGAACGCUACGAGGUCACCGAGCAUUUCGUCGAGCUGGACCGGUCCCUCGUGGCCCGUAUCAAAGCCGUCAGUGCGGACAACAAGGCCACAAGCUUCCAUCUCUACCUUGCCGUCUUCCAUGUCAUGCUCCACCGGAUCCUCAAAUCCGACAAUACCUGUAUCGGGAUCACGGAUGCCAACCGUAACGCGGCCAAUCACAUGGAUACUGUGGGGUUGCUUCUUGACACUCUGCCGUUGAGGCUCCGGCAGUCUGCCAAUAUCCAGACGUUCCAGGAACAGCUGCAGAACACCCGCAAUGCGGUCUACGCGGCGCUGGGACAGUCCGGUGUGCCAUUGGAGGUGAUACUGCGCGAGAUAGGCGCCGAGAGCUCCCCCACUGAGCCGCCCUUGUUCCAGGUGCUGGUCAAUUACCGCAUGGGCGCGAUCAAACAAAAGACGAUUGGCGACGUUCAGCUGGACUUUCUCUCCUACGAGGAUGCCCGGCACCCGUUUGAUUUCAUUCUGACGAUUGAUGAGGACGAGGGCCGCGGCGGGCUGACCCUAUCCGUGCAGGACUAUCUUUACGACAAGGCCGGAGCUGAUCUGAUUCUACAGACGUACAUCCAUCUGCUUGAAGCGUUUGUGUCUACGCCCGGGGCAGCCAUUCAAGAACCGUCUAUCUACCCACCGGGCCUGGUGACGGAGGCCCUCCGACUCAGUCUGGGUGAGAGCGUGUCGCGUCCCUGGGAGGAGGAAACACUCUCGCACCGGGUUGAUGAGAUGGUACGCCGCUAUCCGAGCGCUACUGCUGUCAAGGAUGGCUCGGCAGCGUGGACAUACGAGCAGCUGGCUCAUCGGGUGGCGCGCAUCGCGGCUUCCCUGAUGGAUCACGGCGCUGCCCGAGGUGCGCCCGUCGCUGUGUUCUGUGAGCGCUCAGCGGAUAUGAUCGGCUGCCUUUUGGCCAUCCUCAAGGUCGGAGCGGUCUAUGUGCCAUGCGACGUGAGGAACUCGGACGACCGCUUGUCCAGCAUCGUCCGCGACUCAGCCGCAGCACUGCUCGUCUGUGACCGGGGAACGGCACCUCGAGUGCCGCGACUGGGUCUAGACCAGGAUCAUCAACCGCUAAGGGUAUUGAAUGUGUCUCUCCUGAGGGAUCAGCAGACGCCACCCGUUCGGAACUACGCCUCGCGCCAUGAUCUGGCCUUCAUCAUGUUUACUAGCGGUUCGACAGGUAAGCCAAAGGGCAUCAAGCUCACACACGCAAACUUCAUGACGCAUGUCGCUGCUGCCACCGCGAGGAUGCGCUUGGGUCGGGAGGUUGUGCUGCAGCAGAGUGCCUUGGGCUACGACGCAUCUCUCGCGCAGUUCUUCUACGCACUAGCCAACGGCGGCAGUCUGGUGAUCUCCAGCAACCGGGCAGAGAUCCACGAGCUGGCGUCAGUGAUGCUCCGGGAGAGAGUCACCUUUACCCUCAUGUCUCCGUCGGAAUACACGGUGCUCCUGGAAUACGGGACGGGGAUUCUCUCGCAGUGCCGGGACUGGAGGGUCGCCAUGUGCGGUGGCGAGGCCUUCCUGCCCCGGCUGAUAGAGUCCUUCCGGGGUCCGAAUCUCCAGGGCUUACAGGUGUUCAAUGCUUACGGACCUACCGAAAUAUCCGUUGUGUCAAACAUAGGCCUGGUCGACUACCGCCGCGACACCAUAGCAGCCCCAGCCUCCAUCGGUACCGUUCUCGCCAAUUACAGUGUCUACCUGGUCGAUGAGGAACUGCACCCGGUGCCCCUGGGCUGGCCUGGCCAGAUUGCCGUCGGCGGACCCGCGGUGAGUAUGGGAUACCUGCACGACGACGACCUGACCCGCGAGAGGUUCAUCGUCAACGGUGCGCUGUCCGACGGCGCGGUCCACCUGACCGGCGACCUGGGCCAGAUGUUGCCGGACGGCUCACUGGUUUAUCAGGGACGCAUUGAGUCGAACACCCAGAUCAAGCUGCGGGGGAUCCGCAUCCAGCUGGCCGAUAUUGCCACGACAAUCGUGGAUGCAUCGUCAGGGGUGGUCGCCAAUGCGGCGGUGGGUACGAGAGGGGCCGGAGAGAGCCAGUUCCUGGUGGCCUAUGUUGUUUUCGCGACGGAGAGGCAACCACACAACGUGGAGGUUUAUGCGUCGCAGCUUCUGGCAAGCCUCCCGCUACCGCAAUACAUGAAGCCGGCAAUGGCUGUCCGGGUCGAUGCGCUGCCGCUCACGGCGAGCGGAAAGCUGGACUUCCGGGCCUUGAAUGAUAUUCCCCUGGGACCUGGCAGCGACACUGAAACCAAGGAAGAAGUCAGUGGGUGGAGCGAGAACGAACGGCGGCUGAAAAAGGUUUGGGAGUCUACGCUCGGGGAGACCGGGAUCACCAUCACCAGAACGACGGAUUUCUUCUCGGCCGGCGGCAACUCCUUGCUGCUCAUCAAGUUGCAGGCAUUGAUCGACAAGGGAUUCGGGACUCGUCUGCGGCUACCGGAUCUCUUCCGCGCCAGUACCCUCAAUGCAAUGGCAGCCCGGUUGGAUCGAGCCACCUCCCCUGUCCAAGAACCGCAAACGCCAGAACCAACCGAGGAUUACUCCCGACAUGACAUCGACUGGGAAACGGAAACGGCUCUCCCCAUCGAGCUACUCGCCACGGCACUCACGGGGACCCUGCAGUACCUCCUGCGCAAUCCCGAGAAGAUGGAGAAGCUCCAGCGGGAGAUCCGGAGGUCGCUGCGCAGUGCAGAGGAGUCGCUCAGCAUCCAGCACACUGCUAACCUGCCCUAUCUAACUGCCGUCCUCCAGGAAGGAUUACGGAUGUGUCCGCCGGCUCCGUCGAACCGGCCGCGACUUGUUCCUGACGGCGGGGCACAAGUCUGUGGCAGCUGGGUCCCUGCCGGGGCGUCGGUAGGCAUCCCCGUGUGGACGGCAUUCCGAUCCCCCCGCAACUUCGCGCAGCCAGACUCCUUCAUCCCUGACCUUUUUGGCUACGGGCCCCGGGACUGCCUCGGUCGGCGACUGGGUUGGGCAGAGCUGCGCGUGAUUCUGGCGAGUCUGGUCUGGCAUUUCGAUAUGGCGAACCGGAGCCCGGAGAAUCGCUGGGAGGACCAGGUGGCCUUUGUUAUGUGGGAGAAAAAGCCUCUGUAUCUGGGGUUGGCUCCAGUGCAGCAUGAUGGAGCGAAUUGA